AUGUCAAGAUGGCUACAGGAUGCUACAGGAUACUGCAGUAGCAUUGCCAUCAAGAUGGUCACUCUCAAUUGCCAUCAAGUGCCGCUGGUGAUGGUUCAGGCAAAGAAGUCCAUAGGAACAGAAGCCGAAGGAGCUCGUUUGCUUCAAGAAGCGGAGGAGGAGCAGCAAAACGAGUCAUUUUUCUUGGAAAACACGAGGAUUCCAGAACAAGCGGUGGUGUCUAUGGCGGAUGAGAAGGUCGAGGCUGCCGAGACCCGGGCGGAGCUGCGCCAGGCGGAGCAGAAGGAGAAGGCCUUGCGCGCUGCGGAGCUGCGUGCGGCCAACUGGUUUUAUUUCGCCGAGGCCACGGCCUGGGCCGAAGGCGAAAGCGCGGAAGCCUCUGCAGUUGUGGCGAGCAGACAGGAGGAAGCCCGCGUCGUGCAGCAACAAGAAAACUCGCUGAAUGCAGCAACCGCUGAAGUUGCAGCUUUCAAAGCCGAAGCGGGGUCGAUGCGGAAGGAGGCACUGGGUUUGCGUGGAGACCUUGGGAAGGAAGAGGUUGCUUUCCAACAGAUGCGCGUGGCAGUAGAAAGAGCUCGUGCUGCGGAAUCAGCUACUUUGAGGUCGGCGCUUACAGAGGUUCGUGCCGAG
Messenger RNA from Cladocopium goreaui, 630 nucleotides. The record is from the annotation of a GenBank genome assembly. Lineage: Eukaryota; Dinophyceae; Suessiales; Symbiodiniaceae.